Amoebophrya sp. A120 is the source of this 2452-nucleotide messenger RNA. The record is from the annotation of a GenBank genome assembly. Lineage: Eukaryota; Dinophyceae; Syndiniales; Amoebophryaceae.
UCCUCGCGUUCGUUUUUUCCUCGUUCCCCAGGGAACAGACUUGUUCUCAUCGUUGCUUUUUUCUUGCAGCUGGAGAACCAUGUACGGAACAUCAACGCGGAAACGCUGACGCUCGCGAAUUAUCCAGUGGACCUUCAGCCGGGGGGACUUCCGCUGUGGAACGUCUUGGAUUAUCUGCCCAUUACCGACCCGCAUGCUGUCAUAGAAGUCGAGAGGUUCCAGGGUUCCAGCGCAAAGGAUGGGCCGCAACCGCAAACCAGGGUAAGAAUCUAUGAGAAGAUGACGCAAAAUUUACUUUUGUUGAUUCGUUCGCCGAGGGUAACUGAAUCCGUGAUUUCUUUAGGAAGCAUGAUUCGAAUGGCAUGACAUGACACACACACACACAGUUGGUUCUCAUGCCCACAGCGGAGUUAGGCUCGGAAAAGAAGGCAUUCGACCCAGAUCAUUUCUGUUGCAAGGAGAAGGAGGACACCUGCACUACUGCGAGCAAGGUUUUGUACGAGCAGGAUCCGAACCGGUUUGGUCUGGUGUUCAACACAACAACAGAAGAGCACAUGCGACGUGGCACCUCUGAGGCAAAGGUAUGCGCUUCUUCCCUUUGCUGGUGGUCAAAUCGAAGAACUUUACGCCGGAGCUUGGUGUGAGUAAUUAUUCUUACUAGGGCAGCUCCUGCUUAGUCAGCAUGAGCCACGCUCCCUAAAUUUAUUCUGCGGCGACUUAUAGGAACGAAGUUUUUGUAAACCUAAACAAGUUCUUCGGCUCUUCACAGGCACUUCUGAAACCCGAGCACCUUGGCUCGCUAGCGCGGACUGGAUACUUCUUGGCCAUUGUGAACUGUUCCCCAGCCAACGACGGGAGUCUAACGGUGAACGCCAAAUUGCGCGUCAAGCACGGGCACGGCUACCUGUCUUCUGCCGGCAUGACGAUGAUCGGGAUGUUCUCCAUUUUCACGGUGGUUUUCCUCGGUCUGGCGGUGUACUUGCUGUGCGCCUACAAGACGUGGGCGUUCGUGCACCAGGCAGCGUUCGCAAUCUGCGCACUGUCCGCCUGUUCGAAUUUUUUGCUCGCCGCGCUGCUCCACGUGUUCAACGCUUCCGGGAGCUACCCCCAGUAUUGGGGCAAGUUCAUCCGGAACCGCGAGGUCGUGUCGUCCCGCGAGCUCAACAACGGGCCGCUCGAGUUCUUCUCCGCGAACGGCACUACCGCCACGAAGGAGCACGUUGCAAGCUUUCGGUUGGCGCUGCUCUUUCUCAGUGGCUGUCUUCUGCUGCGCGGCGGCGUCAGCGCGUCGACGAUCGCAGCUCUGCGGCCGGGAGAAAAAAUGUACGCCGCCAUUGCGGCCGGCGUGUUCUUUUUCUGGAGACUGCUCGCGUUUGGACACUGGGAAUUCAAUCAGUUCACUGGGCUAAACGGGAUGGUCUACACCCGACCGCGGGACGAGGAGUUGCCAGUCUCUCAAGCAGACUCCUCCUUCUUUCAGCUUCCGCCCGCGUCGGCGCUGGCAGAGGUCACCGUCAUUUUCGGUCUCGCACUCUACCUGGACAAAUCAGUGGCGAAGGCGCGGCGGUUCACCAGCGAGUUUGCACGAAAUGAAGGCGAAUUUUUGGCCGACGUGCUCACAAAAUUCAUGGCUGCCUGGGGUGCGUUGUUGGUGUCGAUUCUGUUCACACUCGUUGCAUUUGUGUUCGCGCGCUUCGCGGUAGCGUCGCAGGUAAGUAUUGUUUCCAAACGUACAGAAGAAAUCAGCUGGAUUUUCAUCUCUAUGGCUUAGUCAGUGGUACCGCCAUGAUGCCACUCAUACAGCUGUCGACCUAUUGGAAAAUGUCUUUUUGUGGUGGUGAGGUUCACUUUAUCGUCUUUUUAGUUAUUCUACGUGUAGUUGCGCAGCAGGCUCCCUAGAAAAGAAAACUCCACAGCCCACAUUGUCUCCCGCCGGUGUGAUCGAGCCCCCUUCAACUUUGGGCGUGCUACUGGAGCAGUGGAACGUAGUCGGUGCCGAAGUUGGUGAGGACGUGUUCGUGAUAUGCGGAUGCUUGAUUAUCAUCUUGCUGGUUCCGCAGGAAAUCAAGGGCCUUUCUGGCUUCAUUCCGGUGUCGCCCACUGGAGAACCGGACGCCACCGAAGACGUUGAAAUGGUAGAAGCCGUUGGUGUAGAGAUAGACGCGAUAAAAACGGGCCAAGUGUGGGCGGAGGAGCGCUUCGACGACGACGAGGAUGAUGAGCCCCCAAAUGUAGCCAGCGCGCCGCCCCGCCGGCUGGAGUAGAAUUAUUUUAUUAGCUGCAACGCGAAUCCGAGAUUGAAACCGGGCGCACGCCGCUUUGUUUUCAUUGCGCGUCGUUUUACAAAAAGUCGGCGCCUCUUGAUGGUGAUGAAGGCGACGUUGUUCGAGCGCCUUCUAUUAUGCUGCUGGCUCACGCUCAUAGGUGUUUCGUGCGUCGACGCGAUUCAGCC